UGCCUCUUGUAGUGUUUACUAACAGCAUGCCAAUCAUUGGCCUCAUGACAAGCUUAUGACAGAGCUUUUAUUGUUGCUGUUUAGUGAUUAAAGUGAAGGCACCAACAAUUAAUUGCUAAGUCAUAACAUUCCCCAUGGGUAAAUGACACCGUAUGCUACACCCAAUUGUGUAAAGGCCAAGAACCAAGGUCCUCACAGUGACAACUGCUGUGCAGGCAAGCUCCCGAGGCAGAGUUCUAAGAAAGGCCAGAGAGAGAAUCAGUUCCUUGGACCUCAGCAUUGUUUCUUGGCAAGAGAAUGUUAAGAGUCUGUUGAGCAUGUGGGUACAACUGGGAUUGUGAAACCAAGAGUUCAACCCUCAAUUUUCCUUACAUCUCUAUUUAGCCCAGAGAACCACUCUUGGAUUGCAGGUAGAAUUGAAACGGGAAUACAACAGAACAAGCAGGAUGCAAUGUUUGGAGAUCCAAUUAGCUAAACAAGUUCAACAUUGCUUUGGCUGAGUUAAUCAGUAUGGCUGAUACCUGGUUAUCUGGAGUAGAGCAGAAAAAUUAUGCCUGCUUUCCCUUGGGACUCUUUGGAACUUUCACAGUGACAUCUUCUGGGAUUUCUGUCUGGAGUGUGCAGACUGGUGCCUAAAAUGGAAGUAGAUAUUAAUGGCGAACCCCGAAGUACCCUGAGCACCCUGCCCUUGCCUGUGGCUGAGGCGAGCUCCCCGGGAAAGGCAGACACUGAGAAGCCGCGCUGCUCCAGCACGCCCUGCUCGCCGGUGCGUCGGACCGUGUCAGGCUACCAGAUUCUGCACAUGGACUCUAAUUAUCUGGUGGGCUUCACCACAGGCGAGGAACUCCUCAAGCUGGCUCAGAAGUGCACGGGAGGCGAGGAGAGCAAAGGGGAAGCCAUGCCUUCUUUGCGCUCCAAACAGCUGGAUGCAGGACUGGGGCGCUCCUCAAGGCUCUACAAAGGCAGGAGUCGGUACUACCAGCCCUAUGAGAUCCCUGCGGUCAAUGGCAGGAGGCGCAGGCGGAUGCCCAGCUCAGGAGACAAGUGCACUAAAUCCUUACCUUAUGAACCUUACAAGGCCCUCCAUGGGCCUCUGCCUCUUUGUCUUCUUAAAGGUAAGAGGGCUCACUCGAAAUCCCUGGACUACCUCAAUCUAGAUAAAAUGAGCAUCAAGGAGCCAGCUGACACAGAAGUGCUUCAGUACCAGCUGCAACACCUAACUCUGCGUGGGGACCGCGUGUUCGCCCGGAAUAACACAUGAAAUGACUGGCGCAGAGUGCCAACCCGCGGAGGUCAACCUACACUUGGCUAGACCACACACUCGCAGAUAGACACACACACACACACACACACACACACACACACACACACACACACACACACCACACUCCACUGUUCCUGACUUCACAUCCCAGGUGGUUCUAUCAGCUCCGUGUUUCUGGAACCUAAAAAUUGUGGGGGUUACACUUUGAACACAGGAAUGAAAUCACACAGGUCCUUGGGCAAAAAUAAAUUUGGAGCAAGGCAACUGCAAAGAGAGCAGGAUGUUGAUCGCCUAUCUGAACAGCUUUCCAGCCAGGGCUUUUGGGGCAGGACUUUGGUGUUUCUGAUUCUGACACUCAGACUGGAAUGUUAUCUGCUUCGUUGUUGCUGACUUGGUAUGAUUGUUUGAAAUCUCUUCUGUACUUCUGGAAUCUCUGUAUUUUACUAUAAAAUGUAUGUGAUGAUUUGUUUUAUGAAAUUUAGAAACUUGAACAUUGCUGAAUUGGACCACUUUUUAUUUUUAAAUAUUAAGUUGAACUAUUUUAUAACUGGUUUUGCACUGAAAAAAAAAAUUAACAUUUCAGAUGAAGAGCGAAGUCUUACUUCUCUUGCCUCAAUAAUAUUAUUGAGCAAUGGAUUUCUUUUUUUAUUUCCGCAUGGAAAGUUAUUGAUCUCUAUGGCUGUAAAAUAUUUCUUUAUAGCGUUAUUAAAGUGUGUCUUAAUAACAUUAAAUUUGGGAUACAAAGUAUUUAUUUUACAGAGGGAGGGGUGGAAGCUUUUCUAGAAAGUUUCCAAUACAAGGUUUUCCUAAGUCGGAAAAGUUUCCUUAGCACUUAUUUUCUAAUUUAACAUUCAUCGGGAACUUUAAAAUGGGAAGGAUUCUUUUAAUUGUGGAGUAUAGGCAAAAUACUGUUUGCAUCUGAAUUUCCUGUUAGUGAAUUAAACUUUAUAAUAGUGGAUCUCAUGAUCUCUACUAGCGAAUGCUUGAACUAAAUAUGAAGUAAUACCAUUCAGCGCAGCAUGGGCUCAAUCCAGUUUUAGUCCUGUGCCACACAGCACUCAUUGAAAUUCCAGUUUCUAGGAUUAGUGUAGGAGCCUAAAGCGCUUCUAUAGUUUUAAUGGGUUAAUCCUGGAUUACUUAACAAUUUAUGUCAAUUGCACUGGUUUAAUUUGUUGCUAAAGAAACAAAACCUUGGCUUUAGUAACAAACACACUUCAACUAUUCUUGAAUUUACUCUGGGGAAGGAAAAAAAUAUAUAUAACUUACCUUUUGUAAGUGUUUCUGUUUCUUCUUUUGGUUUCUUUCGACUCUUGAAGGUGCAAUUUAUUAUCAGAUUGGCAUUCCUGGCAGCAUAGAAUUAGCAGAUUUCAAGCUUUAUUUUGGGGGGCUGUGAGUUUCUUAGGAGUUGGAGCUCUUACUUUUAAAAUAAAAACACCUUCUAGUUAAACGAGGGGGUCAUUCCUGGUGCAAUUGUGAUUCUCUUUGAGCCAGAAUGAAUGACAGGCUGUAUGUAGAGCAGCCCCCCAGAAACCCUAGGAACUCUUAAUCCAUUUUAGGACACUUUGCCACACUUUCCCUAAGGCACACGGUGUGAGAGAUGCGAGAGCCUUAGGAAGGUGGGCUUGUAUCUUACUGAGUCCGUCACGUUUCCUGAUGGACUACAAGUGUUCAGCUGUUGUAUAUUUUAAAGUAAAUUGCACCUUGUAACAUAUUGUAUCGGUGAGUGAUCACUAAGGGUGACGCUAUACAGUCAUUAAUUUGACAAGACAUAGAAUCCUGUCAGAUGCCAAAGAGUUGGGAUUUUUACGUUUAAUGAUGAAACAUCGUUAUUUAUUGAUGCUUUACCCUGUGGAACUGUAUUAUUUCUAACUAUGAAAUAAAAGGGUGAUGUGAACACA
Ochotona curzoniae (black-lipped pika) is the source of this 3162-nucleotide messenger RNA. It is a transcript of the gene MACIR, whose product is annotated as macrophage immunometabolism regulator. Gene Ontology annotation, biological process: negative regulation of fibroblast migration; negative regulation of cytokine production involved in inflammatory response. The transcript has 3 exons. The record is from RefSeq and is a predicted model, not a curated record. Lineage: Eukaryota; Metazoa; Chordata; Mammalia; Lagomorpha; Ochotonidae. Bases 638 to 1261 code for a protein of 207 amino acids.